Messenger RNA from Argentina anserina (silverweed cinquefoil), 2796 nucleotides. RefSeq names its product auxin efflux carrier component 3-like. The transcript has 6 exons. Gene Ontology annotation, biological process: transmembrane transport. Gene Ontology annotation, cellular component: membrane. The record is from RefSeq and is a predicted model, not a curated record. Bases 255 to 2240 code for a protein of 661 amino acids. Lineage: Eukaryota; Viridiplantae; Streptophyta; Magnoliopsida; Rosales; Rosaceae.
UCCACUUUUCUCUCUCUCACAUCACCCCUAUCAGAACCAGCAGAGACACUCAGAGAGAGAGAGUACAGCACCAGCUAGCAACUGUUACGUACACAGAGAACGUGAGUAUAUAUAUAUAGUUCGUUAUCUAACGGCUUUUCCCUCCUCAACCCUAAUGCCAUCCCCACUCCGCCACCAGAUCUGAAACCAUCUGAGAAUCCAAACAGCAACCCGCUGAUCUCCACUUAUUGGCACAGUUAGAAAACUACACUAAAAUGAUUUCUUGGAACGACCUUUACAAGGUGCUGACGGCGGUGGUGCCGCUGUACGUGGCGAUGAUCUUAGCAUACGGCUCCGUCCGGUGGUGGAAGAUCUUCUCCCCCGACCAAUGCUCUGGAAUCAACCGCUUCGUAGCAAUCUUCGCUGUCCCUCUUCUCUCCUUCCACUUUAUCUCCACCAACGACCCUUACACCAUGAACUUCCGCUUCAUCGCCGCCGAUACCCUCCAGAAGAUCAUCAUGCUCUUCGCCUUGGCCCUCUGGACUAACUUCACCCGCAACGGCAGCCUUGAAUGGAUGAUCACCAUUUUCUGUCUCUCCACUCUCCCCAACACUCUCGUCAUGGGAAUCCCACUGCUUAUAGCCAUGUACGGCCACCAAAUCCCGGAGUCCGGCAGCCUCAUGGUCCAGGUCGUCGUGCUACAGUGCAUCAUAUGGUACACUCUACUCCUCUUCCUCUUCGAGUACCGCGGCGCCAAGCUCCUCAUAAUGGAGCAGUUUCCGGAGACCGCCGCCUCCAUCGUCUCGUUCAAAGUCGACUCCGACGUCAUGUCACUCGACGGCCGUGAUUUCCUCGAGACCGACGCCGAGAUCGGCGACGACGGCAAGCUCCACGUCAAAGUGAGAAAGUCCAACGCGUCGAGACGGUCCCUCUCGGCAAUGACGCCUCGGCCGUCGAACCUCACCGGUGCCGAGAUUUACAGCCUCAGCUCUUCCCGGAACCCCACUCCCCGAGGCUCGAAUUUUAACCCCUCCGAUUUUUACUCCAUGAUGGGAGUUCAGGGAUUCAACACCCGCCACUCGAACUUCGGCGCCGCCGACCUGUACUCCGUUCAGUCUUCCCGAGGUCCGACGCCGAGGCCGUCCAAUUUCGAAGACAAUGGUGCUCCACAAACAGUAACAUCUCCACGGUUCGGGUUUUACCCGGCGCAAACUGCUCCCUCGUCGUACCCUGCUCCAAACCCGGAAUUCUCGGCUCCGGUCACUAAACCAGUCGUUAAAACUAACCCACAGCCACCGCAGACGCAACCGCAAGCGGCGCAGCUGGCUGUUGUGAACACGAACUCAAGCAAGGCCAAUCACGACGCUAAGGAGCUUCACAUGUUUGUCUGGAGCUCCAGCACUUCCCCUGUUUCCGAAAGCGGAGGUCUCCACGUCUUCGGCGGACCUGAUUUCGCCGCGUCGGAGCAGUCCGGGCGGUCUGAUCAGGGCGCCAAGGAGAUCAGGAUGUUGGUUGCUGAUCACCCCCAGAAUGGAGAGACCAAAGUGGCGGUGGCGGACAGUGACGGCGAUCACCACCACCACCAGGCGGUUGCAGAAGCCUUCACAUUCGCGGGGAAAGCUGAUCAUGGAGAGGAGGAAAGGGAGGGUCCGAUGGGGCUUAAUAAGCUAGGGUCAGGCUCCACUGCGGAGCUACACCCAAAAGGAGGAGUAGGAGUUGGGGCUGAUCACCACGAGUCGAGUGGCGGGAAACAAAUGCCUCCGGCGAGCGUUAUGACCCGUCUGAUCUUGAUCAUGGUUUGGCGGAAACUUAUCCGCAAUCCCAACACGUACUCCAGCCUCAUCGGUCUCAUUUGGUCGCUCAUCGCCUUCCGGUGGGACGUGGCUAUGCCAGCAAUAGUUAAAGGGUCGAUCGCCAUAUUAUCCGAUGCUGGGCUUGGAAUGGCUAUGUUCAGCUUAGGUCUUUUUAUGGCACUUCAACCUAAAAUAAUAGCAUGCGGAAACUCGGUGGCUGCGUUUGCAAUGGCCGUGAGAUUCCUCACCGGGCCGGCUGUGAUGGCGGCAGCCUCCAUUGCUGUUGGGUUACGUGGCACGCUCCUCCACUUAGCUAUUGUCCAGGCUGCACUUCCUCAAGGAAUUGUUCCCUUUGUCUUUGCCAAAGAAUACAAUGUUCAUCCAGCCAUUCUCAGCACAGGGGUUAUAUUCGGAAUGUUGAUAGCAUUGCCUAUUACGCUGGUUUACUAUAUCGUUCUCGGAUUGUAAGAUGUUGCUGUCAAAGUUCCGGAAGCAGAGAAUAGCUAGAAAAACAGAAAUGGAAUUUGCAUGCAUGAGUCAAGGUCGACCAAUUUGGUUGCGUUCCUCUCUGAAUGGAGGCUACAUGCAUGAUGAUUUUCCGGCAUAGAUAAGAUAUCCAAGUUUUUUGGGAGCUUAGCUUUUGACUUGGAGGAAAUGACAGCCUUGAUGUAAGGAUUAUGCUUCCCAUUACAGGCCAAAGUUUGUCUCUAAUUUUCCCCAGUUUGAUGAAAGAGGGCAACGUAAGCCCGUGUGAGUUAGCUAAGCAUGAGAGAGGAAUACAAGGAAGAUCCACAUAUAUAAACUAGUGAUCAUAUUCUAAUUGUCUUCGUUUCGUCAGGCCUCUAGUUUAAAAGGACAACGUGACGAAAUCAGUGCAUGAAUACAUGGAAUAAAAUAAAAGAAGAUUAGGGAAUAGAUGGUUUUGCAUGCAUUUGAAUCAUGAUUGUAUAUUUUGUUACUUAAAAGUUCCUAGUGUAUUAUUGUAGCUGCUCUGGAUUUUAGUGUUGGGUUUUGAAUAUAUCUU